Messenger RNA from Salvia hispanica, 1439 nucleotides. Its product is annotated as protein IQ-DOMAIN 10-like. The record is from RefSeq and is a predicted model, not a curated record. Lineage: Eukaryota; Viridiplantae; Streptophyta; Magnoliopsida; Lamiales; Lamiaceae.
CAUCAAUUUUCUCUUCAAAUAAUUGUAAUCUAAAGCGACAGGAUAGAAUUUCUUAUUUGGUGAUACAUUUGAGUUUGAUUGUCUUCAACCUCUGUUUUUGAGGUCAGCAGUCGCUGGGCCAUGGCAAAAAUCGGCAAAACCAACACUACCCACUUUUCCUCUCUACCUUCCACUUCAAGCCUGUGCAUAUAAGCCUCUGUUUCACUCAUACUUCCAAUCUCCAUCACUGCUUUUUAGCUUUCUUGGUUUUCUUUGUCAGCUUUGAGAGAAACCCUUUUGCCUAAAAGGAGUUUGGGUCCUUCAGUUACCACAUCGAGGCUUUGAGCAUUGAGUAUGGGUUCAGGAGUUUGGUACAAGAAUAUAAUCAGCAAAAGGAAAGUGAAAGGAGAGAAAUCACGCAAAGCGAAGCGAUAUUCAUUUCAACGCAUAGAUGGCUGCAGAGAGGAUCUCUGCUCUCUCAGAGGGUGUCUAGCACUAGCCAAUGGCGCUUGUCUCGACAAUCAGGGCAGUGUCGUUCUCUCCAGAGAAUAUGUUGCUGCUAGAAAGAUUCAGACUGCAUACCGUGCACAUGUUGCAAGGAGAAGUUUUUGUCGAAUGAGAGGAAACGUAAGGUUACAGAAGCUGGUGCAGUGUGAUUCUGUUAAGAAUCAAGCACAUACUACAUUGGGUCGCCUGCACACAUGGACGAGAACUCAAGUCCAGAUUAGAGCACGUCGUGCUAAUAUGGUCAUGGAAGGCCAACUUAGGCAGAAGAAGCUCGAGAAUCAGUUGAAGCUCGAAGCCAAGCUUCAUGACUUUGAGGUGGAGUGGAGUGGUGGUUCUGAAACAGUGACCGAAGCCCUUGCAAAAAUACAUCACAGAGAAGAAGCAGCACUGAGAAGGGAGCGAGCUUUGGCGUAUGCCUUUACUCGCCAGUGGAGGGCCAACACGAUGCCAUGUUUUGGACCGAGCAACAAAGAACUUAGUAAAGCGGAUUGGGGAUGGAGCUGGAUGGACCGUUGGAUAGCUGCUCGGCCAUGGGAAAGUCGAGUUUAUAGCCCCAAAAAGGCACAGAGGGCCCGACAUCCGAAACUGAUCUCUGCUAACGGAAAGGCAGUUAAGAAAACCAUUUCCCCUGCGAGCAAGGCGCCAGGAAAGGUCCCACGGAUCUCUCCUAAUGGAAAGGUUACCAGAAAAUCCCGUAAGCUGUCUUACAACGCAGCUACCGUUAAAAAAGUGAGUGCGAAAAGUGAAGAGAUGAAAACGAAGAAUGCAAAGGAAAGCUCCUAAGCAUGAUGUCAAAAUGCAAAAACUGAAGCAGAAAGAGGAUUUGAUCUGAGCUACUCUCUUUUCUUUCUUACACUAUUGUAAAUUUUUAUUAUGAGAAAUUAAGUUAUUGUGAUUUACUUACAUGUGUAAAUAAUCAUUGAUUCUAUAUAUAUGUGUGUUGGUUUUGUACU